CGUGCAGGAAGAGCAGCAGGUACCGGUAGCCGUUUUUAUAUCAAACUUUAGGGCUUUUUGUUUGUUUGUUUUUGAGUCUUCCAGAAGGCAAGAAUAAUUUCUCUGGUUCACAGUUGGGAGUCUGAGAUUCUGUUGCGACUCCUAGAGAGGUUCCCUUCCCUUUUCUGCAUCUUUUCCUUGACGCACACUUUGCUCUCCAUGCCGGUUAGACUCGCCCUCCGUUUGCCUAGAUGUGUCGCCGUUUGAUUUGGUUUUAGUUCUGUUCUUUGGGAGCAUUCCAGCAUUCGGCGAUCUUUCCAGCUCUCUAGCGGAUCCCCUCCCGGCUCCAGCUUCGUCCUCUGAGGGAGCUCAGCCCUUCGCUCGCAGCAGGCAGGCAUGGAGCACGACAGCUCCCGGGAAUCCCCAUCGCGGGACGGUUCUUCCUUGCCCGGAGAGUGGCUUUCUUCCUCCCUCGGACAGGCCUUCUCCCAGAUUGUGCACCGUCUUAACGACCAGGAGUCCCGACGCGGCAGGGCCAGAAAUCGAGCUCUUCAACACCUCGAUGUUCUCCUGGAAUCCAGACCGUGUCAUCGGUUAUUUGAGGGGAGUGGCGCAUCGCUCCUUGGAAUGCCCGAGAUGCUGGGCAAGCUGGCAAAAGCGCUGGAGAAGUGUGCAGCCCCACCCAAGGAGCAGGAAGGUAGAGAGGAUGGUUACUCUGAGGGGGCCGAGCAAGCGGCAGAAGUGGGAUCACUGUUCAUUAAGCUAUUAAGAAUAAUUGUGUCUGCCAGGGGUUGCUUGCUUUUCCGUGAAUGGGAGAGUGUCGUCCAGCACUUGGCAGGACCCAUCUAUAUUUUUGCCGUCACGCACAGCUUGCAGCAGCCAUGGACCACGCCAAGGUCUCAGUUCAUUGCUGGAAAGGUGCUCGCCUUACUGCUUCAAAUUACUGGAUGUGAUUCUGUGGCAGGAUUCCUGUACGGAGAAAGUGAAGAUGAGAAAGGGAAAUUUACUGAGAUUAUGGAGCUGCUUAAGCCCGAUUUGAAUAAGGAAUCCUGGAAGAAUAACCCUGCCACCAAACAUGUUUUCUCAUGGACUCUGCAACAGGUCACUCAACCCUGGCUGAACCAACACCUAGAAAAGAUACUUCCGCCAUCAUUGCUCAUCUCAGAUGACUAUCAAACUGAGAACAAAGUCCUGGGUGUUGACUGCCUCCAUCACAUUGUGCUUAAUGUGCCAGCUGCUGAUCUGCUCCAGUAUAAUAGGGCCCAGGUUGUGUACGAUGCCCUUUUCAACCAUCUGUAUACACCAGAGCACCACCUCAUUCAGGCUGUGCUCCUGUGUCUGCUGAAUUUAUUUCCAGUCCUGGAGAAAGCCCUGCGCUGGAAGGGGGAUACAGCUCGGCCCACCACACACUGCGACGAGGUGCUACAGCUGGUCCUGACCCACAUGGAGCCAGAGCACCGCAUCCUCCUGCGCAGAACCUACGCGAGAAACCUACCAGCUUUCGUGAAGAGGUUGGGGAUCCUAACUGUUCGGCACUUGAAGAGGCUGGAGCGAGUCAUCCUUGGUUAUCUGGAGGUUUACGAUGGACCAGAGGAGGAGGCUAGAUUGAAGAUAUUGGAAACCCUGAAACUUCUCAUGCAGUAUACUUGGCCCAGAGUUUCCUGUAGACUUGUGGUCUUAUUGAAGGCUCUCUUGAAACUGAUAUGUGAUGUAGCAAGGGAUCCAAACCUUACACCUGAGCCUGUUAAGAGUGCCCUGUUAGAGGAAGCCACAGACUGCCUGCUUCUCCUGGACCACUGCUCUCAAGGACGAGUAAAGGGUCUCCUGGCUAAAAUUCCCCAAAGCUGCGAAGACAGCAAGGUGGUGAACUGUAUCAGAAAAGUGCAACAGGUCUCUGAAGGCACCCCCUACAGUGGAACUUAAGAUUUGUACUACUUUCUAAAAGAGAAGAUGAUUUUCUUUCUGUAGAAAUGGAAUUAUUUAACGAAAAAGGUAUUUUUAUACUGGACAUUAUAAUUUAGAUCUUCUUUUUUCUUCUUUACUUUUACUCCCAUAGAAGUAGGGAAAAGAACAAGGAAAAAUUGAAGUCUAGACACUUCUGAAUAAAGAUGGGG
Messenger RNA from Molossus molossus (Pallas's mastiff bat), 2093 nucleotides. RefSeq names its product TELO2 interacting protein 2 (gene TTI2). The record is from RefSeq and is a predicted model, not a curated record. The transcript has 7 exons. The coding region runs from base 376 to 1902 and encodes 508 amino acids. Gene Ontology annotation, cellular component: cytosol; nucleoplasm; centrosome. Lineage: Eukaryota; Metazoa; Chordata; Mammalia; Chiroptera; Molossidae.